AUGAAAACCGUUCUGAUCGGGAUUUCUUGCCUUCUACUCCCGCUGUUGGGAUCCGCCCAAUUUCUGGAUCCGGCCUGUGGGAUUCGAGCUCCCAGUCCCACGUCAUUACGGAUCAAGAAUGGAACGGUCGCUGGAUUGACAUCGAGUCCCUGGAUGGUCUUCCUCCUCUCAACUCAAAGAGAUUUCAUUUGCGGCGGAACUCUUAUUACUAACCGCCUGGUACUAACUGCAGCGCAUUGCUUUCUCCCCAAUAUUGAGCUAGUAGCUCGUCUGGGAGAAUACGACAGAGAGGAUUAUGACCGGUGCCAUGGCAGUUACUGUGUCUUUCGAUCGGAGGUCAAAGUGCACAGGGCCUUCAGGCAUCGCUUGUACAACCCAGAUACAAUGGCCAACGAUAUAGCUAUUUUACGGCUAAUCAGGAGAAUCGAAUAUACAGACAGCAUAAGGCCCAUCUGCAUUGUGUGGGACACUACGUGGAGGGACAGGAUCAACGCCAUAGAUCCGGUCACUGGCACUGGAUGGGGAAAGACCGAGUCUGAUGUCAGCAGUAGCAAACUCAUGACCUUAGACCUAAGUCGCCAACCUCCGGAGAUCUGCCGCAUUUAUGCGCAUAUAUCAAUUACGAACAAACAGUUUUGUGCCGGAAACUGGGAUAGCAACUUAUGCAACGGCGAUUCCGGUGGACCAGUGGGAGCAUUGAUCCCAUUCCAAAACUCGCACCGAUUCAUCCAAAUCGGAAUCGCCAGCUUCACGAACAGCCAGUGCUCGAAGGCAAGUGCUUUCACGGAUGUCCUGAGCUACAUCGACUGGAUUCUUUUGGUGUAUCGUAAUUUUGGAUAG
Messenger RNA from Drosophila rhopaloa, 840 nucleotides. Its product is annotated as chymotrypsin-like protease CTRL-1. The record is from RefSeq and is a predicted model, not a curated record. Gene Ontology annotation, biological process: proteolysis. The transcript has 4 exons. Bases 1 to 840 code for a protein of 279 amino acids. Gene Ontology annotation, molecular function: serine-type endopeptidase activity. Lineage: Eukaryota; Metazoa; Arthropoda; Insecta; Diptera; Drosophilidae.